AUGGCGGCGGCGAAGAGUAAUUCCAAUGCUCCGCCGCCGACGACAAGCCCUAACAAAAGCAGUAAAGCAGCUGAAGAAGAAGAAGCCGUUAAAGAGCUGGAAGAGGAUCUACCCUGGAUUCAAGAGAAGGCCUUAGACCUGGUGGAGUUCACCGACUCUGUCACUCAAGCCAUUCCUGGACCCAGAGUUGGCACCAGCUCUCUCCCUUGGAUUUUGGCUCUUCCUCUCGAUUAUGCCAGUCUCACUUUUGUCAUCGCCGUUGUCAAGACCGUCAAAAAGUUCUCUUCCCCUCGACAUAAACGCAAGAAACUGGUCAAUAAAAAUGCUAUGCUAUGCAAAUCAAUAGACGAAAUGUUUCAGAAUGGCUCCGAACAAAUCAAGCUUGAUGCCCUGAAACAACUCGUGCAAAAGACAGGUUUUGGCAUGGAGGAGAUUUUGCGCAAGUACAUCCAUUAUACUUUGAAUGAAAAUCCAUUCAACCCAGAAAUGGUUUCCAAUUUAAUUCAGCUCAGGAAAGCUUCUUUGUUCGAUGAUUCUCAGGUGGCUGAAAUUCUAAAUGAAAUUUCAAGAAGAAUUGUGCAAGACAAAGGCCCAAUUGUAAUGGAUAUGGCAGGUUAUACUGAACGGGGUUUCAAAAGAAAAUUAGUUGUUCAAGCCCUAUUUGGAAAGGUGUUCUAUCUGUCAGAGAAACUACCUUGA
Rosa chinensis is the source of this 699-nucleotide messenger RNA. RefSeq lists its product as uncharacterized. Lineage: Eukaryota; Viridiplantae; Streptophyta; Magnoliopsida; Rosales; Rosaceae. The record is from RefSeq and is a predicted model, not a curated record. Gene Ontology annotation, cellular component: chloroplast thylakoid membrane; chloroplast envelope. The transcript is spliced from 5 exons. The coding region runs from base 1 to 699 and encodes 232 amino acids.